Molecule: messenger RNA, 4972 nt
Organism: Pristis pectinata (smalltooth sawfish)
Lineage: Eukaryota; Metazoa; Chordata; Chondrichthyes; Rhinopristiformes; Pristidae
Product: RNA binding protein fox-1 homolog 2-like
Exons: 14
Coding region: 382-1701 (439 amino acids)
Biological process (GO): regulation of alternative mRNA splicing, via spliceosome; nervous system development
Cellular component (GO): cytoplasm; nucleus
Molecular function (GO): mRNA binding
Source: RefSeq, a predicted model, not a curated record
CCGUGCACGCGCGCGCGGGGGGACUGACGGCCGAGGUCCGUGCACGCGCGCUCGGAGCGCGGCGAAUCUAGGCCAUUUUUUUAAAGCUUGUUUUCCGCUCCCGCGGUUCUCCCUCCGUGUGUGUGUGAGUGAGUGAGGUGAAACUCGGCGCGGUCGGCAGCGCCGUGAGUCUGGCCCGCGGUUCUGUGUGAAACUGCCGGGUGUAGAUCGGCGCCGUGCCGUUAGCCGCCGUGUUUUGAGGGGUAAAAGUAUUUUUUUUGUUGUUAAUUUUUGGCCCCCGUGCGGUCGUCCGGUUUCGCUCGGCCCCCGUGCGCCGCCGCCGCCGCCUCGCGUCCGACAGCACCGCCCGCCCCUCCGUCCCCUUCCUCGAGUGCCGAGCCGAUGGCGGCCGAGCCGGUGGUGGCUGGUGGCGGGUUCGGCCCCGGGCCCGGCCCUGGCCCCGAGCGAAUGCUACGCGGGUUGAAGCGGGACGAGCCGGGAGACGCGGCGGCGGCCGAGGCGAAGAGACAGCGGCUGGAAGCCAGCGUGAACCCGGGGGAGAACGGGAUGAACAGCGAGGCCGCGCAGGAUUCAGCACUGGAGUUCAAAGAUUGCACAGAGCGGACUGACCUCAUGGGUAGCCAGGAGCCAGCAGCCACCCCAGACGCUAUGGUACAGCCGUAUGCUACAGUUCCAUUCCCUCCCCCCCCUCCUCCUCCUCCUCCACAGAAUGGAAUUCCAACAGAAUACACUGUUCCACACACUCAGGACUACACAGGUCAGACGCCAGUCCCAGAUCAUAGUCUGAACAUCUACGCAUCCAGUCAGACCCUUGGGGAACAGAGUGGCACAAUUGCCAAUGUGCAGCCUGUAUCUGGAACCGCCACACAGACAGAUGAAGCAGCACAGACAGAUGGACAACAACAAACACAGAGUACAGAGAGCAAUGAGAGCAAACCCAUACCUAAACGGCUUCAUGUUUCCAACAUCCCCUUUCGAUUCCGUGAUCCUGACCUCAGGCAAAUGUUUGGGCAAUUUGGUAAAAUCAUAGAUGUAGAAAUUAUAUUUAAUGAGCGUGGCUCAAAGGGAUUCGGGUUCGUAACUUUCGAAUCUAGUGCUGAUGCCGACAGGGCGAGGGAGAAAUUACACGGCACGGUGGUUGAGGGCCGUAAAAUAGAGGUAAACAAUGCCACAGCUCGUGUGAUGACUAAUAAGAAGAUGGUGAGCCCUUAUGCAAAUGGCUGGAAGCUGAGCCCUGUGGUUGGUGCUGUCUACAGUCCUGAAUUUUAUGCAGGUCCAGCAUCACUAUCAUCUUUACCCUUUCAUCUACAUCCUGUUGCCUCUACGGCACUCAGUCCAACACACAAUGUUCCUGGUUUCCCAUAUCAAGCAGCCACUACUGCAGCUGCACUGAGAGGUGCCCUGAGAGGACGAGGUCGUGCAGUCUAUAGCGCAUUCCGUGCAGCAGCACCUCCCGCUGCCAUCCCAGCCUACGGAGGUGUGGUUUACCAGGAUGGAUUUUAUGGUGCCGAUCUCUAUGGUGGAUAUGCCGCCUAUAGGUAUGCACAGCCAGCAACUGCUACUGCUACUGCAUACAGUGACAGCUAUGGGCGUGUUUACACGGCAGAUCCCUAUCACACGCUUGCUCCUGCGCCUACUUAUGGAGUAAGCGCUGUGGCUAGUUUAUACCGAGGUGGAUACAGUCGUUUCGCUCCCUACUAAAAGUGAUGUGAACUCCUGCAAUGGGAACAGCCCCUUCCCAAGGCCUGGUUGUUGCAAUAUUACAAGUAGUGGAACUUUAUAGCAACUCAACACGAAAAAAAAUACACGAGAAAGAGAGGAAAUCAUUACACAAGAGACCUACCUUUUUAUACCUCAUUAUGUUCUUCUAAACAUGUAUUUUUUUUCCUUAUGUUUCUGCCUUCGUUUUUUUUUGUUCCAAAGAUUGUGCAGACAGUUUUUAACUGUGGUAUAAAAGUGCAUUUCUUUGUGUGUGUAGUGGCAUUUAUGAAAUCAGCUUCAUUUGACAAAAGACAAACAAAUGAAAUUAAAAAUAUUAGGCACAAAAGCAGUAGUAAAAACCAAAAGUGAAAUUGGGUGCCCAUGGGAAGCUGCUCCCAGUACAGUGUGUGUAACAGCAGUGCCGAAGCAUUGUGGUCACAAACAAUCUUGAUAGGAGAAAGAGAGAAAGAUUCACCACUGAAUGGGAUCAGUCCAAAAUGAGGAGGAGAGGUGGGGGCAAGCUGGAAAUUAGCCAAAAUGUGAGUUGAUGGAAACAGUUUUAUGUUGUGCUUUGUUUUUGUAGUGAGGAUAGCAACAGCUUCCAUCUAUUCACCAUUUCCAGAGAUAGCAUGUUAAAUUGUGCCCUGUUUGUAUCCAACUAAACAAUAGCAACAGCUGAAAUAUUAGUUGCUGUCAAACUGCAAAGUGGCUGCAACAUUAACUUAUGUCUAUUUAAUCAUUUGUUCAAGACUCUUAAGACCACACAUCCCACCUCCCUCCACUGGUGAUGUAAAUUUAUCUGAACAAAUUUGUUUUUAAAAUUAUAUUGACUGAUUGCAUUAGGAUCCCAGCAAAUUCCAAAUGGAGGUUUCAUGCCUCCUGUGUAAAUGGGGCAGGUUUACACUGCACUGUCAGGUAGCACCAUUGAAUUAAGUGAUACAAUCCAGAAGUGUUGGCACUAAAUAUAUGCAUGUUUUAAUUGCAUCAGGUUAAUUGAAUUGUAUUACCCAAUUUAUUUGUAUUUUUUUAAUGUGACCUAGGAUAUUGCUCAGACUGGCUGACACCCUUGCAUUCAGCAGAAUUACGUGCAAAUUUAAUGCAGUUUUUAAAUCAAACUUUCUGUUAACUCUAAUCAUCAUCAUCAGAUUUUGGCUGCUUUGUGAUCUUUGUUUCAUUUACCUCUGUCUUCGGUGAGUACCUAAACAAGCAGGGAGAUGCUGCACAGAAAAUGGUCAUCUGUUGUAAGAGGAAUCUAGCUCUAUCUCUGCCUGAGAGGUGCAGAACAGAGGUUUGGGUAGGGUGGGGAUUGAGAGCUUGCAGCAGGAAAGAUUUGAAAGGAUAGUCAGACACCCAGUUGCAUCAUGUAAAUGAAAAAGUUGUGAAUUCCACACUAUGUUGGCAGACAUUUUAAAGGCAUUGAUGAUGCCAUUUCAGAUGUUAAAAUUUUUAGGAAGUUAGCUGAACUAAUGUGUGAGGGUUAGUCAUUGAGGCUCCAGGUCAGAUUGAAGCUAAUGAUUUAUUGUGCACAUUUGGGGCUGGCCUGGACCUAUCCAUUCGGCUCCGAUGUUCCUGGGGCUGUGCUGUCCAUUAUACUGUAUCUCUGCACUGGGAGAUCAGGGUUGAAAGAAGUGUACUUCCAUAGUUCAGACAGCACAAUUGCUGCCAGAGUUUCUGAUCAUGCAGUAUCCCCCAACGCAGUGUACACUGCACCGGCUUAGUAAGCUAUUUAAAGAAAAUCAAUCUUUGUUAAAAGAAAAAGGGACACUAGAUGUAGACACCACACUGCCGCCCUUAAAUUAUGACUUUUUUUUGCAAGCCAAAGCAUGGUUUGUCGCUGUAUGACAAUUAUGUUUUUUGUAUAUAAAAUAUUUUAGUUGUUGUUAUAAUGGGGAAACAUUCACAGAAAAGUCUCAUCACAGAGGAAGGAAUUUAAAAUGGGAAUGUGGCGUGGCAAAUGACAGCAUCUCCUGGUAGUGCUCCAGUUAGUUUAGUAGCGCAUAUAAAAUGUUACUAUAGAAGGAAAACAUAGAAACCACAGAUGGCUUGUAUUAAUGGGAGUUGCUAUUCUGUGUCACACCAGGUUCAGAAAUCGCUUUCAUUCCUAUGACUACAAAUCAUAUUCUUUUACUUAGGUUAACUUUUAUAUUAUAACCAGUGAACAUGUUAGUAAGUUAGCACUACAGCUGCACUCUACUCCACUGACUACCAAGUAAGCCAAGGGUAUUGUUCUCUAUCCUUGUUUUUAUUUUGUGAAAGCCUCAAAGCAGCUGUAGAAUAGACAGAAUAUUUGGAGGGAACAAUUUCUGAGUAGAGUAAAUGUUUUCUUUUUAAUCCUCUUUUUAUUUGGCAAAAGACCAUCUUGCUUCUUCGCAAGAAUGGGCCAUGUCCAGUCAGCAACUUACCGUGUGGUAAAUAUCCAACAGCCCGUCCAUCAGGUCAGGUUCAGUGGGACUGACGAGUUUUAUUUGUUUUGUGUUGUGCAUGAGUGUGUGUGUGUGUGUGUGUGUGUGUGUGUGUGUGUUUUUUGGACGGGACCCAUGGCUGUACCCCGACUGGAAUAGGAAACUUUUGGUUGUUAGUAGUAGGAGUCAUUAUCACAGUGAUAUGGCUGAUGCAGAUACUUGAACCAUUUAAUCCUUCAGCCUUUUUUAUAAACAACAUUUAUUUCUUUCCAUUUACUUGUAAUACAGUUCACUCAAUACGAUCACAAUCCCCUUUCCCCCCCCACCACCACCAUCCUCCCUGCCCCCUCCCCCAGAGAAACAAGGAAAAGCUUCACCCUCCACGACUGGAAGAUCCUGUGACCCACGAAGAGAAAAGAACCCUCUGUCCGAGCUCCAACCAGAGUGGAGAGGAGUGGUGGGGUGGGGGAAUCGGAAAUUGUGCUGUGGUGCAGGCGUUGGAAAGGGAAUAAAAUAGGAGAAAACACUAAACAGGAUUUUAAAAAAACCAUGCACAGGUGGUAUUUAAUCUUGCUAGAAAGCUAGCAUCAACACUGUCCUGACCCUGAUCCACCUUGUUUGUGAACGUUUCCCUGGAAGGUAUGGUAUAUCGUAUAGUAGCUUCAUCACCGAGCAGUAUUCAUUGGGUUAUAAUUAGAUAUAAUCAUGAAUGUUAAGUAGAUAGGACAUGGACUAUUAUUCCUUUUGUAUUACUUCCCAUGUAUAAAUUAUUGAUCUUGUUGCUGGCUUUUAUAAACUCGAAGGAGGGGACAUCCUUCCUAACAGUAAUAAAGCACUGUUUUUAAAAUAAAACAAAAAUGGUGAGAACA